This is a messenger RNA of Etheostoma cragini (Arkansas darter), 1137 nucleotides long. RefSeq lists its product as uncharacterized. NCBI's taxonomy places the organism in Eukaryota, Metazoa, Chordata, Actinopteri, Perciformes, Percidae. The transcript has 7 exons. The record is from RefSeq and is a predicted model, not a curated record. The coding region runs from base 60 to 926 and encodes 288 amino acids.
AACAUGAAUCAGCAGAGAGAGAGAGAGCGAGAGAGAGAGAGAGAGAGAGAGAACUAAACAUGGAUGGUGAAGCAGGCCCAGUGUGUGGAGGCAGCCAGAGAGAGAAGAAAAGGUCAUGCAAAGACUUGAUGAUGGAGGUGGAGGAGCUGGAGGAACCAGAUUCGGAUUUUGAGGAAUGUAUCACCAAGAAGCUUUACAAGGUGGACUCUGGGUCUGCACUGGAAGAACCAGAAGAUUUACUCAACAAGAAAAGGAAACACUCGGGUAAAAGUGAAGCUGAGCCUGAACUUAAUGGAGCAGAGUCAUCUGGGUUCCUCCCUGCUUAUCCAGUCUGUGUGUCACGAGACAGAUGGGAAGAAAGAGAAGCAGAAGAGGCAAGUACAAGUUCCAUGUUAGAGUACUGGGUGUAUCCAGAUAACCAGCACAGCAUGGCAGACUGUCCCAUUACCAGGACUAUCACCUCUCCUGCUACUCCAGUAACUCACAGGCCUUGUCCAUUCACACCUGUUCCUAGUUCAGUGGCAGCCGUUGACUCUACAGUGUGCUCUGUAGUUAAUCCUAUGAUGUCUAGCCCCAUGACUGACACGUGUAGUCCCAAUAGUUCUGUGUGCAGUCCCAUCAGGUCAGCCUUGGACACUCUCAGUUCCACAUCCACAAGUCCUGGCUGCGCUGAUCAGGAUCCUGUCAGUGCUGCAGCUCACCUACACCUGUUAGGAGAAUCCUUGUCCCUGAUUGGACACCAUCUUCAGGAGAGCAAUAAAAUGGUGAGUAUGUCGAGUAGCUUGUCUCUGCUCUUGGACUCUCUGCUAUGUGCCCUGGCUCCUCUAAUCUGCCUCACCGCACAGAUACCAGAGCUGAGGAGCUGCACUCAACACACACUGGCCUCCACUCUGGGAAACAUUGCCUAUGUAAUGCCCGGGUUGUGAGUGAUGAAGACCACCCUAGCAGCGCACAGCACGUUCUAAUAUGCUAAAAGACAUUCUAGGUUAGUUUAUACUUGAAAAAUACAUCUAAAAUCUAUUUUGUCAUAAAAGAAUAAUCGUUUGCACUAAAACAUUUUUUUUUAUCUCAAACAUACAAGUUUACUUUAAUAUGUCAGGUUACUUUCUUGAAUUUGUAAAAGAUGUGUGUAAAGAU